AUGCCUCCCAAUACGCCUACGACCGCGAAACUCACCUUGAGCCCAACCAUCCUCGCUUCAAGUUCACUUAAUCCCAUCGACUUUGCGCCGUUUGGGGAAGUGAUUGAGAACCCCGCCACGCACUCUGAUCAUGGCGAGACGAAGCUGGAGAGGGUCGAGGCGAAUCAGGGCAGUGCGAUCAAGUGGAUGGAUGUGACGAGGUUGGAGAAUUGGUAUACGCUCGCACCGAGCAGGAAGGCGGCGAGGAGUGUGGUGAAUAUGUUCGUGUGUAAGCCGAGGCGUCUCGAGGAGAGGGAGGGGAGGAAGGUGUUUCAGGUAAAGGUGUUGGAGAGGCAUCCUUUCACGCCGCAGACUUUCGUACCUCUGGGUGUGAGUAGGGAGGACAAGGAUACGAGGUACAUGGUCAUCGUUGCUCCGACUUUGAAGUCUACGCAGAGGGAUCGAGAUGAUCGAUUACAGCCAUACCCGGCUGAGAAGCCGAAGAGCGCGAGAUCGUUGAAGGACAGGCUACUUGGAGCGAGGCCGAACCCAUUCACGAAUGACCACGAGCCUACCACGACGCCCUCCCCAGCAGACCUCGACAGAGCGACAAGACCAAAAGGUCCCGGCGAGCCUGAUCUGCAGAACAUGCGUGCCUUCAUCGCCAGAGGUGAUCAAGCCGUGACAUACGGCCCUGGAACAUGGCAUGCGCCGAUGGUUGUGCUGGGCAAGAAAGACAUCGACUUUGUGGUUGUGCAGUAUGCAAAUGGAGUGGCUAUCGAAGAUUGUCAAGAGGUAGACGUGAGGGAGGACAUUGCGGUGGAUGUGAAGGAUGGAAGUGCUGAGCAAGGUGCCAGUUUUGAAGCUGAGCAAGCACUCGUUGCUCACAACUCGUAUGGAUUGAAGGAGGGUGAGGGCAAGUCGAGUGAAGAGGCGAGUAAGCCUGGGUAUAUGAGAGCGAAGCUGUGA
Molecule: messenger RNA, 948 nt
Organism: Fulvia fulva
Lineage: Eukaryota; Fungi; Ascomycota; Dothideomycetes; Mycosphaerellales; Mycosphaerellaceae
Product: Ureidoglycolate lyase
Exons: 1
Coding region: 1-948 (315 amino acids)
Biological process (GO): allantoin catabolic process
Molecular function (GO): ureidoglycolate lyase activity; ureidoglycolate hydrolase activity
Source: RefSeq, a predicted model, not a curated record